Molecule: messenger RNA, 941 nt
Organism: Cryphonectria parasitica EP155
Lineage: Eukaryota; Fungi; Ascomycota; Sordariomycetes; Diaporthales; Cryphonectriaceae
Exons: 1
Source: RefSeq, a predicted model, not a curated record
AAGCCACCACCUCUAGAACCACCCAAACCAGACUCUACACGACGCCGCCCAAGUCCAGCAGGACCACAAGAACAAGGGUCUCAUGUAAUCAAUCAUACCAAUCAUCACUGUCCAGCUGCCUUCAUUUACUAUACCAAACCCGUCUCAGGAUUCACACCACUGCAUACACGCACAUAUACACAAAAAGCAGCAUGGCAGACGAGUGGCCCGCCCCAGCACCCCCCUCCGACCCGUCCGCGGCCGUCAGCGUCAAUGUCGACGACUACGGCGAGACGCUGUCCUUCCUGCGGUGCUUCGACACCAUGUUCCUGGUGGACGACUCGGAGCACAUCGCCCCGUACUGGAACGACGUGCAGGCCCUGCUCGAGCGCAUCGCCCCCGUGUGCGCCAAGUACGACCCAGACGGCAUCGACGUCUUCUUCCUGAACCACCGGCCCAAGGGCCUCCUCUCCAGCAUGUCCUUCCGCAAGUCCGGCUACCGCCACCUGGGCGGGCGCGCCGCGGGUGCCGACGGCGUGUCGGCCCUGUUCGGGCGCGUGCGGCCCGGCGGCAAGUGCAACCUGGGCGCGCGGCUGGGCAAGCUGCUGUCGUGGUACACGGACAAGCUCAAGGUGGACGAGGACGGCGCCGCGCUGAACCUGAUCGUCAUCACGGCCGGCGCCUUUGACGACGACGUCAAGAAGCCACUCGUCGCCGCCGCCAAGAUGCUCGACGAGCUGCGCGUGCCCGAGCACCAGAUCGGCAUCCAGCUGUUCCAGAUCGGCCAGCCCAGCCCGGAGCAGAAGCGCAACUUUGAGUAUCUCGACGACGAGCUGUGCAAGGAGGCCCACACCAGGGAUAUCGUCGACACCGUCACCUGGUCUGGCACCCCCGGGUCGCUGUCCAGUGAUGACCUUGUCAAGACCAUCCUCGGCGCCGUGGUCAAGAGCCUGGACGAGCGG